AUAAAUAAAACUGCAAUUCAAAAAUGCGUUAGUUUCUCUAUUUUACAUGGGCGCAAACAAGGCCUCAAUCCUGAACCGCCUUCUCAACGUUAAGAUCGUUACCACUAAUCGCCUUGAACCACCGCGACAGGCUGAAGUUAAGGCGUUAACCACCACAAUCACCAAUCACCUCCGCUCUGGAAGCCUUGGAAAGGCCGUCUCCGUCCUCUUUGCCGCCCCAUUCCCCUUUCCGUCCGCUCUCUACGCUCAUCUCUUCAGAACCUGUGCCUCAAACAAAGCCGCUGUCGAGGUCCGGAAAGUGGAGUCCCACUUGGUCACCUUCUCCCCGAACCCGCCACUGUUUUUGCUCAACAGAGCUAUAGAAGCUUACGGAAAAUGCGCCUGCUUGAGGGAUGCUCAAGAGGUGUUUGACGAAUUGCCUCAACGAGAUGGCGGGUCUUGGAAUGCGAUGAUUACUGCUUAUUCGCAAAAUGGGUAUGCCGAGAGGGCGUUGGAAAUGUUUAUGUGCAUGCGUGAGUCGGGAGUUUCUGCUAAUGAGAUCACAUUUGCAAGUGUUCUUGUGUCCUGUGCUUCUCUCUUGACUGUUUGGGUUUUGAGACAAGUGCAUGCUCUCAUUGUGAAGUUUGGCUUCUCUGGAAAUGCAAUUCUGGAAACUUCACUCGUGGACGUGUAUGGGAAAUGCCAGGAGAUGGAUGAUGCUAGGAGGAUGUUUGAUGAAAUUGAGAAUCCAAAUAAUGUUUCAUGGAACGUAAUCAUCAGAAGGUAUCUUGACAUGGGUGUUGGAAAGGAUGCCGUGUCUCUGUUUUCAGAGUUGGUGAGGGCAAAUGUGGUGCCUCUGACAUUUACUGUAUCAAAUGCUCUUGUUGCCUGCUUGACCAUUGGUGGGCUCACAGAAGGGCUUCAAAUUCAUGGAUUUUCUAUUAAGAUUAAUGCUGAGAUGGAUAAGGUGGUUUCAAAUUCUCUUAUUGAUUUGUAUAGGAAAUUUGGGGAUUUGGUAAGUGCUCGGAGGAUUUUUGACUUGAUCUGUUCGAAAGAUUUGAUUCAUUGGACUUCGAUGGUGUCAGGGUAUGCAAUGGAUGGGAAAACAAGGGAGGCAAGGGACCUCUUUAACGAGAUGCCAGAAAAGACCGUGAUCUCAUGGAAUGCAAUGCUUGCAGGCUAUGUGCAUAAUAGUGAAUGGGAUGAAGCUUUACAGCUUAUCUUUCUGAUGUGCAAACAGACCAGGAACAUUGAUCAUGUUACUCUUGGAUUGAUCCUCAAUGUGUCUGCUGCCCUUUCAGAUAUUGGAUUGGGGAAACAGGUUCAUGGAUUCAUGUAUAGACAUGAACUCCAUUCCAAUUUGUUUGUCGCCAAUGUGCUUCUUGACAUGUAUGGAAAAUGUGGGUACUUGAGAUGGACUAGAGUAUGGUUUCAUGAAAUGAGUCAAUGGCGGGAUGCAGUUUCUUGGAAUGCUUUAUUAACGAGCUAUAAAUCCCAUAGGAUGGGAGAAACAGCAAUGGUGAAUUUCUCAAACAUGUUAGGAGGGACAAUACCAAGUAAGUAUACUUUUGGAACCCUCUUGGCUGCUUGUGCAAAUACUUUUGCUCUGAAACCAGGCAAACAAAUCCAUGGAUACAUGAUUAGAAAUGAUUAUGAGAUGGAUAUUGUGAUUAAUGGAGCAUUGGUUAACAUGUACUCCAAAUGUGGUUGUGUUGACUAUGCUCUUGAUAUUUUUGCCGCAGCGCCUCAAAAGGAUUUGGUUCUCUGGAACUCUUUGAUGCUGGGAUGUUAUCACAAUAGGAGAAGUGAUUACGUGUUUGAAUUAUUUGAGUUAAUGAAGGAGAAGGGAAUUAGACCAAACAGUACUACCUUCCAAGCUAUAUUUCUUGUGUGCAUUCGUGAAGGUCAUGUAUAUUUAGGUAGACAUCAUUUUGAUUUAAUGAGUGACAAAUAUUGGAUUACCCCUAGGUUGGAGCAUUAUGAAUCCAUGAUUGAACUGUUUGGUCGGCAUGGAUACUUUGAUGAGCUUGAGGAUUUCAUUAACAAGUUGCCCUUUUCUCCCACCGUACAUAUGUUAGAGAGAGUUGUUCACUUCUGUAGAGAGCAAAGGAAACUCAAGUUGGGAAGUUGGGCUAUUAAUCAACUUAAGCAACUCUUACUUUAAAAAUUAUAUUA
This is a messenger RNA of Ipomoea nil (Japanese morning glory), 2154 nucleotides long. Its product is annotated as pentatricopeptide repeat-containing protein At3g26540. Gene Ontology annotation, molecular function: RNA binding; protein binding. The transcript has 2 exons. Gene Ontology annotation, biological process: RNA modification. NCBI's taxonomy places the organism in Eukaryota, Viridiplantae, Streptophyta, Magnoliopsida, Solanales, Convolvulaceae. Bases 47 to 2143 code for a protein of 698 amino acids. The record is from RefSeq and is a predicted model, not a curated record.